Molecule: messenger RNA, 513 nt
Organism: Lodderomyces elongisporus
Lineage: Eukaryota; Fungi; Ascomycota; Pichiomycetes; Serinales; Debaryomycetaceae
Gene: YFH1
Product: ferroxidase
Exons: 1
Coding region: 1-513 (170 amino acids)
Biological process (GO): intracellular iron ion homeostasis; iron incorporation into metallo-sulfur cluster
Cellular component (GO): mitochondrion
Molecular function (GO): ferric iron binding; ferroxidase activity; iron chaperone activity
Source: RefSeq, a predicted model, not a curated record
AUGUUGAAAAGGAGCAUUGCACAAAUAUUGAAGUUCAGGAAACCAGCUGGUAGUUUUAGGUUAUUAGCAUCUAGGAGAAUUUCUCGGAUUAGUGUCUCACGUAAUGGCGCCACACUUUUGAGUCGGCCUUAUUCAGUCAGCACACAGGGUGAGAACUUGGAAGGUAAGAUUGAUCAAUUGGAUGAUAAUACGUAUAACACCAUAUCAAAUGAAUAUUUGGAUUCCCUUUCAGAUGCUUUGGAGAAUCUCAAUGAGGAGUUUGAACAAGUUGACUCUGAAUUGAGCCACGGAGUUCUCACCUUAACCCUUCCACCCAAUGGGACAUAUGUCAUUAAUAAGCAACCACCAAAUAAGCAAAUCUGGUUGAGCUCACCAAUAAGUGGUCCCAAGAGGUAUGAUUCGAUUGGGGGUAAAUGGGUUACGCUUCGGGACGGCAGUUCCUUGACAGCUUUGUUAGAAGAGGAAAUUUCGCAUGCAGUUGGCACCAAUGUGAAAUUUGACAUGACGAUGUAG